Messenger RNA from Closterium sp. NIES-65, 345 nucleotides. The record is from the annotation of a GenBank genome assembly. Lineage: Eukaryota; Viridiplantae; Streptophyta; Zygnematophyceae; Desmidiales; Closteriaceae.
AUGAGGCUGUUUCUGACAUCCCGUGCAUUGGACCUCGCCAUAGCCCUAUCAACCAUUCUGCUGCUGCUUGUGGUUCCGCAUACCCUCGCGGUCAAAAGAGCACCGGCAAAGAAGUCCCCAUUGCGGGCCGAGCUGCUGAAUCGGGAGCUCCUAACGGCGUUCAAGGACCUUGAUAAGAAGUACCCGGUUUUCUCCGUCUUUGCGCAACGUUUCUUCACUGUGGCUAGGGUCAAACUGAUAUCCCUGGAUGGUCCCUCCACGAUCCUUGUUCCGUCCGAUAUUGGCAAUCAGUUUAUGAAAAAGAAGUGGAGGUUUUCACUCCCCAGCAGAGGCUUCGCAUCAUGA